AUGGUACUUUCCCCUCUAGUGCAACACCUCUUAGGACCAACAUCUAAAGAGAUCUUACUUGCUUCAAAUUCUAGAGCAACCAUGCCCAAGAAUCCCAAGCAGACAGACUUCGAGCUAGUGCGGAUCAGGAAUACUUGGUGCCGGAUCAAGAAAGGGGAAACCAUUCAUGAUUCUGAGAAUGAGACAACUGUCUCACAGGCUAAAAUAGCUGAACAUAUAUCAGAUGGUGAGAUAUCCUGGACAAUUGAAGCACCUAUCUUCUUCUGCUAUAAAGUGGUGGAAACACUCAAUCUCCUGGAUCCCUCCAAUAAGACACUGCUUUAUGGGCACAUCACAGAUCAGAAAGAAUUGGAAAGAGCCCUUAACAGUGAAAGAGCACAGAGGCGUUUCAUUGUAAUGGAUAUGAGUGUAGAUGAGCUUUAUGGCCCAAUAGUCAAGAAGUAUUUUGAAGCCAACUAUGUUCACUAUAAAAUCCUUUCCCUGUCCACCACAGAAGAAACCAAGUCCAUAGAUACAGUGCUACACAUCUUGGAAGAAGUGCAAAACUUCAGCAUUGACAGACGCACUGAGCCUAUAAUAGCUAUUGGAGGAGGAGCAUGCCUAGAUAUUGUUGGACUGGCAGCAUCACUUUAUAGGAGACGCACACCAUACAUCCGUGUCCCAACCACCCUCCUGUCAUAUGUUGAUGCCAGUGUGGGAGCAAAAAAUGGUGUCAAUUUCCUGCAGUGCAAAAAUAAGCUUGGAAGCUAUGUCCCACCUGUGGCCACUUUUCUUGACAGGACCUUCAUCAAAACAGUCCCACGUCAGCAUAUCGCAAAUGGGCUUGGAGAAAUCUUAAAGAUGGCACUGAUGAAACACAGAGGCCUUUUCAAUUUGCUGAAAAGCCAUGGGAAAUUCUUACUAGAUACUAAAUUCCAAUCACACAAUGGAUUAGCUGAUCAUGGUGAUGCUGCACUGAAGACAACUAGAAUUGCCAUAGAAACUAUGCUGGAAGAGCUUGCCCCAAAUCUUUGGGAAGAUGAUCUUAACAGAUUGGUUGAUUUUGGCCACCUGAUAAGCCCAGAACUUGAAAUGAGAGUUUUGCCAUCAUUGAUGCAUGGAGAAGCUGUGAAUAUUGACAUGGCUUACAUGACUUACCUGUCCUAUGUGAAAGGAUUGCUAAGUGACAAAGAGAAGGAUCAUAUUAUUCAGUGUAUGACUACUUUGGAGCUCCCAGUAUGGCAUGAAGAAUGCACAUGGAAUCUGAUCAAAAAGGCCUUGAUGGAAAGGAUGAAACACAGUGCUGGCCAGAUGAGAAUGCCUCUUCCAACUGGACUAGGAACAGCAGGUACGCUUGCAUUAUGCAUCUCUGUUUUGUGGCCUAGGAAGAAACAGAGUCACCUAAAGGCUCAGAGUAUAUAG
Molecule: messenger RNA, 1401 nt
Organism: Hemicordylus capensis (graceful crag lizard)
Lineage: Eukaryota; Metazoa; Chordata; Lepidosauria; Squamata; Cordylidae
Product: 2-epi-5-epi-valiolone synthase-like
Exons: 5
Coding region: 1-1401 (466 amino acids)
Biological process (GO): antibiotic biosynthetic process
Molecular function (GO): 3-dehydroquinate synthase activity
Source: RefSeq, a predicted model, not a curated record